Messenger RNA from Humulus lupulus (European hop), 384 nucleotides. RefSeq lists its product as uncharacterized. The transcript has a single exon. Lineage: Eukaryota; Viridiplantae; Streptophyta; Magnoliopsida; Rosales; Cannabaceae. Bases 1 to 384 code for a protein of 127 amino acids. The record is from RefSeq and is a predicted model, not a curated record.
AUGGUGACUAGGAAGAAGCUAGCAAAUGAAAUUGCUAAUGCUUGUUAUCUUUCUUCAGUGGAGCCUAAAUCAGUCAAGGACGCCUUUAAAGAUGAGAACUGGAUAUCUUCCAUGCAAGAUGAGCUUCAAAAAUUUGAGAGAAAUGAAGUAUGGACCCUUGUUCCUCGUCUUUUGGGUGCUAACAUCAUUGGUACUAAGUGGAUAUUCAGAAAUAAGACUGAUGAAGUGGGAAAUGUGGUGCGCAACAAGGCCAGAUUAGUUUCUCAGGGGUAUACUCAGAUUGAGGGAGUAGACUUUGAGCAAACAUUUGCUCAGGUGGCUAGAUUGGAAUCCAUAAGACUCUUAUUGGCUAUGGCGUGUUUCAUGAAGUUCAAGUUGUAUUAA